AUGAUCAUUAGUAUUUUCACAAAUCUACAUAUUUUAAAGAUAAGCUUUAUUGAUAUAAUGGCUGAACUACGUGACCAGGUUUCUCAGUACACAGGCUUCGAACUUAACAAAAUUCAUCUCCCAAUCACAGAAGAGGAUAGACAG
Funneliformis geosporum is the source of this 144-nucleotide messenger RNA. Lineage: Eukaryota; Fungi; Glomeromycota; Glomeromycetes; Glomerales; Glomeraceae. The record is from the annotation of a GenBank genome assembly.